AUUGAUAUUCAGCAUGAUAUGUGGGUUGCGUUGAUAGAAAAGGCUGCAAAAAUAAAAAAUAAAGAUGAUCCUACUCAAUGGGAACCUAUUGUCGAUUUGUUGAGAGCCUUACGUGAAGGGAUUUAUGCAUCUCAAUGGAGUGAGGGUGACCUUGAAUUUUCUGUUAAAGUAUUUGAACAAUCAACCAUUUGUUGUAUACAAGCCAACAACAGCGAUGAGCUUCUCAAGAGUAUGCGAGUUUUGGUAGAUGAACUUUAUCAAAUUCCUAAUGUCGUUCCUAAAAAUUACUACCGCGCUCUCUAUUGUCUUUUCUUGGCUUUCCAUGACCGAACCUCUGGACUAGAUCGAAUCAAUGAAAUAUCAGCACACCUUCCAGAAUCAAAAUUUGUUAAGGCCGUCGUGUAUUGUGUAAUUGUCGCUGAAGAUCCGAUACAGUUCUUUGCACUAUAUAAUGAUUGUCCGGAUAGAUACUUCAAGCUACUUAUGGAUACCUACAUGGACAAGAUACGACUACUUUCCAUUAAUAUUCUUAGCAAGGCAUAUAUGAGAGUCCCGAUCUCAUUUGCGGCGCAUUGCUUAGGCCUGUCGGAUAUCAAAAAAACAGUACCGACUAUAGAGCGCCUUGUCAAACCAACCUGUAUCGAUCGAGUUGAUUUGGACACCAGCACAAUUUACUUCAUUCGCAAGAAAGCUGACAAAAAAUAAAAGCAUGUGAAUGUGGUCGAAUCUACUGCU
Molecule: messenger RNA, 735 nt
Organism: Phycomyces blakesleeanus NRRL 1555(-)
Lineage: Eukaryota; Fungi; Mucoromycota; Mucoromycetes; Mucorales; Phycomycetaceae
Exons: 3
Coding region: 19-705 (228 amino acids)
Source: RefSeq, a predicted model, not a curated record